ACUUGGAAGCAGCGAAGGAAAGUAAUUGCACCGGGGUUUCAUUCUGCAUUUCUGGAGGCUAUGAUUAAUGUUUUUACUAACUGUUCAGAGAGAACGGUGGCUAAGUUUGAGAAGCUCAUUGAAGGAGAAAGUAAUCCAGGACAUACAAUUGAAUUAGACCUUGAAGCUGAAUUUUCAAGUCUGGCGCUUGAUGUGAUUGGUUUGGCUAUAUUCAACUAUGAUUUUGGUUCUGUCACUGAAGAAUCUCCAGUAAUUAAGGCAGUCUAUGGAACUCUAUCUGAGGCUGAACAUCGGUCAACAUUUUACAUCCCUUACUGGAAUCUUCCUUUUGCUAGAUGGUUCUUUCCAAGGCAGCGCAAAUUUCAUAGUGAUCUAAUGGUCAUAAAUAACUGUCUUGACGGGCUUAUCAGAAAUGCAAAAGAAACUAGGGAGUGUCUUCAUGGCAAAUAA
This is a messenger RNA of Phalaenopsis equestris, 450 nucleotides long. RefSeq names its product cytochrome P450 97B2, chloroplastic-like. The transcript is spliced from 4 exons. Bases 61 to 450 code for a protein of 129 amino acids. Gene Ontology annotation, molecular function: iron ion binding; monooxygenase activity; oxidoreductase activity, acting on paired donors, with incorporation or reduction of molecular oxygen. NCBI's taxonomy places the organism in Eukaryota, Viridiplantae, Streptophyta, Magnoliopsida, Asparagales, Orchidaceae. The record is from RefSeq and is a predicted model, not a curated record.